AUGUCCGCCUGCGUUCAUCGACAUUUGCUGGAUCUUGUGCAGGAAGAAGGACGUUGGAUCUUGACGAAUCCAGGUCGCAUGCACCGGGUUGCAGCCGCUUUUCGGCAUGAUGCUCUUACUCCUUCGAUCGCCUUCUUCAUCGGCCAUCAGUACAAGGCUCAAGCGUUACAGACCCUCAUUCCGGACCAUGGUGACUUUGCCCACCACUCGCACGGCAUUGCAAACUUGCUGGGUGCGAAAAAGUCACUGAUCACGGACUUCCCUCUCUUGUAUCUGGAUUGUACACCUGGAGCGACAUGUACCAGUCUGACCAGUACCUCCAAUCUCACGAGCAUAGUAGCAACGCUACACGUCAAUCUCAUAUUCCCACUGUGUCACGUCGUAUGUGUCUUUGUGGACGAUUUCGUGGACGCUCGCGCAUGCCAGUCGUACAUCGAAAAUCGGCUCCGAAAAUUCGCUCAAGGUGAACCCUCACCGUGCACGCUGCAACCAAGGCUGGUGCUGGUCACUUCCAAUGCCGACAACUUGUCCUCUUUGGGACAAAUCGAGUCACACCAGGACUUCAGCCAUGUCUUCGACAGUUUGGACAUAUUAUGCGUCGAUAAGCCGGAUAGUAUCCAACCUAUAGCGGUCGAAGUCGCCAAAUCGCUGCAGCACACCCGGCGCACGAGGUCGCAAGGUCACUUGCUCUUUUCUCUUCGGCAUCUAGGCACAAUACUCGACACAGCUAUUACGUCCGAUCUGGCACCAAUCGACCUUUUCGAGAUGCACCAGCCUGUUCUAGACGUGGUCCAGGACAAUCGCGCUGUAGCCCAUCUCCGACACGCCCUAGUCUUAUAUCAGACUUGUCUUGAUCAGCAGGGUUUUAUUGAUCUGGUUGCAUCAGCCCUUCUUGUGCAGUGCUAUCCAAGGUCUGUUCACAGAUUUGCGCCAAGCAUCGUCUUUGAGCGGAUCGUUCGUCAGCUCAUCAUGCGUAUGAACACGCCUGACUCGCCCGUAUGUUCUGUCGAUCAGCUCCACGAUAAGUUCUGUCAGCUCUUUCGACGACUGAACCUGUCAGUGACACCUCAUGAUGUUCGUCGUAAAUUACUUUUGAAACACAAGACAACUUGCACUGCUCUGCAAACGACCCAGACAUGUCUGUGGUGUCUGCUCAAACCUGCUGAACGAGCUCUACGGUGUGGACACUGUUUGUGUGAGGGUUGUCUAGAAGCGUAUUACAACCCUGGACAUGGUGUUUACUCCUAUCGGGUGGAUCGUUGCUUUAUUUGUGGCCUAAACGUCAACACGGUGUUAAAAGUCAAACCACCGACCGCGAUGCCGUCCAUCCUGAGCAUUGACGGUGGUGGUGUCCGCGGCAUUGCCGGGCUUGUGCUAAUGAAGCGCGUUCAAGAAGCAUUGGACGUCCCAUGGCCGCUUUGGCGCUUCUUCGACUUCGUGGUGGGGACCAGUGUUGGAGGCGUCAUCGCACUCGAUUUGGCCAUCGGUCAGCACUCUCUCGAACAGAGCAUUGCUCGCUUUCUCGGAUGGGUGUCCGACAUAUUCCCGGCGCCACCAUCUGGCAUGCCCGUCUGGCGUCACAAACUACGUCAAUUUUGGGCAUGGGUGGCUCGUGACAGUAUUUACGAUUCGGAACGAUUGGAGAACGUCAUGAAGGAAGCUUUUGGCAAGACGCAACACCUGUUUAGUGUCGAGGGUCAGCACUGGUCGGGCAUCAAGCUGGGGAUCAUGGCGACUGAGGUGUCUCGUUCUGAGUUGCGAAUCUUUACCAACUACAACGGGAUUGGUCGGUGUGAAAGUGACAGCGGUAAGCCUACUGACAUGACGGACUGGCAGAAUGUUAAGUUUCGCACAGGCUACAAGCUCCUACGACCGCCCGUGGUUGACGAGGAACCACUCGUGUUCGAAGUAGCUCGUGCUACCGUGGCUGCUCCUCCCUAUUUUCGCCCCAAGCAAUUACGCGGUCACGAACCCGUCCAGGAUGGCGGUCUCCGAGCAAAUAAUCCCAGUGAGCAAGCUCUGUGGGAGCUAUCUGCUAUCUGGCCUGGCCAUGCCCGACCUUCCUUGGUGCUCUCUGUUGGCACAGGGUACCACGAUACCCCUCCUCAUAAGCUCGCCACGCAAAGUGCUUGGCGUAGUCGCGGUAUGCCGCGAAUUGUCCGCUCAUUCAUGAUGUCUCCAUGCCUCCACGGGCAAAACAGCUGGAAAGCCUUGCUCAACCGACUCGAUCAUUCCGCCCGCAAAAGCUUUAUUCGUCUCAACCUCGAGUUCGAAGACGAAGAGCCAGCGCUGGAUAAUGCAGCUGAAAUUCCAUCGUUGCGAGCUCGAGCAGAAUCAUGCUACAUUGAUGUUGUCCUUUCACAGACCAGUAUCUGGGCGUCGGCGUUUUUCUUUGAGUUGACGGGACGACCUCAGCUUUUCUGCGGCUAUUACAUCUGUCAUGGAGUGAUACUGUGCAAAUUUGAGGACGCUCGUCAACUCCUGCGUGCCAUUCGAAAAGCAUAUCCGUUGCAUCAGCUAGCAGUGGGAACACAAGGAUUGGUCGAGUUUGGUACGGCUGGGGAUUACUGCGGAGAGUGCGGCUUGUUCCAGCAGCGUAUCAGACUGGAGACUAAAACUCUUCUGACUCCCGUCGAUGUCGCACUGCAUUAUGAUACCCAUACGAGGCGCCACUUGUCGUCCUUUCCCAACUCCAUCGAAUGGUUUGUAGCACGGCAGUCUGCAUCGGGCGAGUUUCGGACAUGGGAGUCCGUGAUGCGCUGUGCUUGCAAGCGAACGUCGCGUAAGCGACGCGUGACUUGGACGUCCUCGAGCAUACCGAAGAGAAGGAGAUGCUAUUGA
This is a messenger RNA of Lithohypha guttulata, 2841 nucleotides long. RefSeq lists its product as uncharacterized. The coding region runs from base 1 to 2841 and encodes 946 amino acids. The record is from RefSeq and is a predicted model, not a curated record. The transcript has 6 exons. Gene Ontology annotation, cellular component: membrane. Gene Ontology annotation, biological process: arachidonate metabolic process. Lineage: Eukaryota; Fungi; Ascomycota; Eurotiomycetes; Chaetothyriales; Trichomeriaceae.